GACCGUCGUAACACAAACACAACCCCAAAUCAUUUGUUUGUUGAUAAAACACAUGGACAUCCUCAACUGAUAAACUGAUAAAGAAAAGCUCAAGAACUGCAUCAAUUUAAGGAUUAAUUGUUGUGAGAAAGAUGGCUUCGAUUCUUGCAUCAGUUUCAUUUCAUUUCCCUUCAAGCAUGACCUCAGUUUCUCACUCUUUCUCUUCUUCAGCUACUGCUGCUUUGCCUUGCAAAAAUGGUCAAAAUUCUAGAGAUUCGUCUUUUUGUUUGCAUAAUUCGUUCUUGAGAAAGGAGAGAAACAGAGCCAAGAAGUUGGUUUGUAAUGCUGCGGAGUAUAAAUUCCCUGACCCUAUUCCUGAAUUUGCUCAACAGGAGACAGAAAAGUUUAAGAGCCAUCUAGUGAAGAAACUUUCGAAGAAAGAUAUGUUUGGAGAUUCAAUUGAUGAAGUAAUUGGAGUUUGUACUGAGAUCUUCAGUACUUUUAUGCACACGGAGUAUGGGGGUCCUGGAACUCUCUUGGUUGAACCUUUCAUUGACAUGGCCGAUACUUUAAAUGAGAGAGGCCUGCCUGGAGGCCCUCAAGCUGCACGAGCCGCUGUUAAAUGGGCCCAAGAUUGUGUGGACAAGGACUGGAAGGAAUGGAAUGGCAACUAAAGCAAUUAGUAAAUUACUAACAGAAUAGUUUGGUCUGUUUGAAUGGUUGUGCCAGCUACUACAUAGUGCGAGCUAGCACAUUCCUGAGAAUUCUAAGCACAGGACUCCAAAGAAUCAGUAUGGAAUAGUAGCUUGUAUUAGUGAAAUCAUUUUUGGGUGGUUUGCAUUGUAAAAGAAACUGUAACUGUAAGUGGAUGUAGUCAUUUACUUAAAAUGUGACAGCAAUGGUCAUGUGUUUUUCCUCA
This is a messenger RNA of Daucus carota subsp. sativus, 898 nucleotides long. Its product is annotated as protein PLASTID REDOX INSENSITIVE 2, chloroplastic. The record is from RefSeq and is a predicted model, not a curated record. Gene Ontology annotation, biological process: regulation of gene expression. The coding region runs from base 132 to 653 and encodes 173 amino acids. The transcript is spliced from 3 exons. NCBI's taxonomy places the organism in Eukaryota, Viridiplantae, Streptophyta, Magnoliopsida, Apiales, Apiaceae.